AGAGCCCGUUCGCAUCGCAAUACUCUGCCCUGGGUAUGGGCUUGAUCAGCUGAAUAACUAGUCAUGUGAAAUAAGUGGGUUAGGUUACAACUUAGAAGCUUUGGGAAAGAAAUCGGAAGAUGUUGAUGCAAACCUCAGCAAUAUUUUCAUCAAAGCCUGCGUGGGUGAAAGCAGUACACCGCACAUCCUCCACCGAUUCCAAUUCCAUGGCUGCUACCGUCCCCGCCCCCAAGUGGGCUCAGAAGACCGUAACUCUUCCUCCCCUUCGGCGGGGCUGCCAUCUCGUUACGUCUCAGAUAUUGAAGGAAAUUAGACCAGAUUUAUCAGAAUUUAAGUGUGGCCUUGCUCAUCUAUUCCUGCAACACACGAGUGCUUCUCUUACUAUCAAUGAAAAUUAUGACUCGGACGUUCGUGACGACACCGAGACGUUCCUCAACAAAAUAGUUCCUGAGGGAAGAUCUGCGCCUUGGAAGCAUACGCUUGAAGGCCCUGAUGACAUGCCAGCCCAUAUCAAAUCAUCAAUGUUUGGCUGCGCCCUCACGAUUCCCAUUACAGAUGGACGUCUUAACAUGGGAACUUGGCAGGGGAUUUGGCUUUGUGAGCAUCGCGAUGCACCAACAGCUCGUAGGGUGGUGGUGACCCUCAAUGGCAUCUGAGGUACUAUAUACAGAUGCUCUGUUUCCCUCAUCUGUGUAAUGGUAUUGUGCUUAAGAUGGUCUCGUAAUGAGAUUUGAUGGGAUACAUCAAUAUGAGUUCGAACUCUAUAAACUAGUCAGUGUCUUUUGUCGAAAUAACAUUUACAGCAAGAUGCUAUGGCAUGAUUAUAGUUAGUUUUGAUCAA
Gossypium arboreum is the source of this 841-nucleotide messenger RNA. RefSeq lists its product as uncharacterized. The record is from RefSeq and is a predicted model, not a curated record. The transcript is spliced from 6 exons. Bases 120 to 656 code for a protein of 178 amino acids. Lineage: Eukaryota; Viridiplantae; Streptophyta; Magnoliopsida; Malvales; Malvaceae.